Messenger RNA from Seminavis robusta, 582 nucleotides. The record is from the annotation of a GenBank genome assembly. Lineage: Eukaryota; Bacillariophyta; Bacillariophyceae; Naviculales; Naviculaceae.
AUGGGAUGGUCUGCUGCCGCACUCUCCAACAUUCCAUCUCUUCGACGUCAAGUAAUAAACAUUCGCCGCUGGGAACCUUCCGACGCUCCUAAAAUUGCACGACUCUUUCACGAGACGGUUCGCACCGUCAACCUCCAAGACUACUCGUGGGCACAAGUACAAGCGUGGGCGCCCGACGAUUAUUUGGACUGUCGAGAUUGGGCGCAAGUGCAAGCCGAUCGGUUCACUGUGGUGGCAGAGACAAAAAAGAAUAAUGAUGGCUGCGUAUUAGUAGGAUUUGCGGAAUUGGAAACACAUAAUGGACACAUUGAUUGCUUCUACUGUCACAAGGACUAUCAGCGGAUGGGUGUGGGGCGAAAACUAUACAGUGCCUUGGAAGAAGAGGCUCGAUUGCACAACCACAAGCAGCUCUUGGUCGAAGCCAGUAUCACAGCAAAACCAUUCUUUGAACAAAUGGGAUUCUCCGUGACAACACCACAGACUGUCACGUGUCGAGGACAAUCCUUUCUCAAUUAUCAAAUGAUAAAGUCACUCAACAACAGCAAUCAACACAACAAUACAAGGACUGAAGACAAUGGCUGA